CCAAUUAAUUAAAAUAUAGAGACUUGGGUUUGUAAAAAUAUGAAAAGUAGUACAGCUUUGAUUAAGUUAAUUUUUAGUUAGGGAGUAUCUGGUAUUUUGGUAUAUAAGAGAGAGAGAUGACCAUAACAGAGUCAUGUGUGAUUGAUCAUUGACUUGAGAGCUCAUCUUCGAUCAGUACGUACUGGCCGAUUCACUUUUUCAUAAUAAGGAGGGAGGAGGAAAAGCUAGAAGCAGCUGCACAUGGUGUCAAGAGAGCACAAAAAAACUGAACUGCAUGAGAAGCUGCAACUUCUUAGAUCAAUCACAAAGUCUCAUGCAAAGAGUGAUUCAUCAAUCAUACUAGAUGCAUCCAAGUAUAUUGAAGAGCUCAAACACAAAGUACAAAGACUGAAUCAAGACAUAGAGAAUGGACAAAGUUCAACCCACCAGAACUCAUUGCCAGAGGUAACCGUUGAGGCUAUAGAAAAAGGUAUACAAGUGAAUUUGUAUCUAGAAACGAGCUCCCCGGAACUACUGGUUUACGUAUUAAAAGUUUUUGAAGAGCUGAGUCUCAGUGUGUUGGAUGCUAAGAUUUCCUGUACAGGCGGCUUCCACCUAGAAGCAGUGGCAGCUGAGAAUGAAGAAAACGGAGAAAGCAUAGAUGCACAGAUGGUGAAACAAUCAAUCUUACACGCGAUAAAAAAUUGGAGUGAAAACGAUGAUGAUCGUCAAGACUGAUGAUCAACUAGUCAAUCU
This is a messenger RNA of Erigeron canadensis, 735 nucleotides long. RefSeq lists its product as uncharacterized. The coding region runs from base 241 to 717 and encodes 158 amino acids. Gene Ontology annotation, cellular component: nucleus. The transcript is spliced from 4 exons. Gene Ontology annotation, molecular function: sequence-specific DNA binding; DNA-binding transcription factor activity. Lineage: Eukaryota; Viridiplantae; Streptophyta; Magnoliopsida; Asterales; Asteraceae. Gene Ontology annotation, biological process: regulation of DNA-templated transcription. The record is from RefSeq and is a predicted model, not a curated record.